AUGGUGGAAGCGGAGUUCUCGAGAGGCUCGUCAAGUCGAGAGGACAGUGUUUUGGAGGAAUAUGUGGAAAAAAACCGGCUUCAAAGGCUUUCGAACGAGUAUCUGAAGCCCAAUAUUGGUCUAGUAUAUCUAUUGACAGCCAACCUGUUUAAUAGUGCGAUGGUGGUUUCUACAAAGCUUUUGGAAACGGAUCAGACGUUGGAAAAGCCUAUUACGCCUCUUCAAAUUUUGGUGGUACGCAUGUUCAUUACAUAUGUGGGUACUGUGAUAUACAUGUACUGGAAUCGAUCUAAGAUCGAACAUGUCCCGUGGGGUCCGCCGGAAAUGCGCAAAUGGCUUAUUCUUCGGGGAUGCACCGGGUUUUUCGGAGUGUUUGGGAUGUAUUAUUCGUUGAUGUACCUAUCGGUACCCGAUGCUACGGUCAUUACUUUCCUCGGACCUUCCAUCACCGGGGUGCUUGCCUGGAUGGUCUUGCACGAAAGAUAUACCAAAGUUGAAGCCACUGGCGCCUUGGUUUCACUUUUCGGAGUGGUGAUGAUUGUUCGUCCAAGUUUUUUGCUCGGCGAUUCAACCCCCCAAAACACAAGCGAUGUCGUAGAGUCCAACGAUCCGCAGGAACGGCUCGUUGCCACAUUGGUUGCACUUCUCGGGGUUCUUGGAGCUGCCAACGUCUACAUUAUCAUUAGAUACAUCGGAAAUAGGGCCCAUGCCAUUAUGAGCGUGUCAUAUUUCGCCCUCAUUGCUUGCAUUGUCUCUUUCCUUGGCAUUUGCACCAUUCCGUCGAUGACUUUCCAGAUUCCGCAAUCAAGGAAACAGUGGUUUUUAUUCUCGCUCAUAGGGCUUUCAGGGUUCUUCAUGCAGUUGCUGCUGACAAUGGGCAUUCAAAAAGAACGUGCAGGCAGAGGGGCAUUUAUGUCUUAUUCGCAAGUGAUAUAUGCGCUUAUUUGGGAUCUUUUGAUCUGGCAUCACUUGCCGGGUUUUUGGUCCUGGUGUGGAAUGUUCAUCAUUAUAGGAAGUGCUGUGUGUGUUAUCAAACACAAGCCCCAGCCUGAGCUUGCUGUUACUGUGGAUCAGGAAACAAGCCAGGCUAUUCAGAUGCAGGAUUUUGAAGAUAACGACGACGACGAUGACGACGACGACGAUCAGAAAUGGGACAUUUAG
This is a messenger RNA of Lachancea sp. 'fantastica', 1161 nucleotides long. NCBI's taxonomy places the organism in Eukaryota, Fungi, Ascomycota, Saccharomycetes, Saccharomycetales, Saccharomycetaceae. The record is from the annotation of a GenBank genome assembly.